Panthera uncia (snow leopard) is the source of this 840-nucleotide messenger RNA. It is a transcript of the gene CACNG1, whose product is annotated as calcium voltage-gated channel auxiliary subunit gamma 1. Gene Ontology annotation, biological process: regulation of calcium ion transmembrane transport via high voltage-gated calcium channel; calcium ion transmembrane transport. Gene Ontology annotation, molecular function: voltage-gated calcium channel activity; calcium channel regulator activity. Gene Ontology annotation, cellular component: membrane; L-type voltage-gated calcium channel complex. Bases 1 to 675 code for a protein of 224 amino acids. The transcript has 4 exons. NCBI's taxonomy places the organism in Eukaryota, Metazoa, Chordata, Mammalia, Carnivora, Felidae. The record is from RefSeq and is a predicted model, not a curated record.
AUGUCCCAGACCAAAGCGCCCAAGGUCCGCGCGACCCUCUUCUGCAUCCUGGUGGGCGUCGUGCUGGCCAUGGUGGCCGUGGUGACCGACCACUGGGCGGUGCUGAGCCCCGAGGUGGAGCACCACAAUGCCACCUGCGAGGCGGCCCACUUCGGCCUCUGGCGGAUUUGCAUCAAGCGCAUUGUCACGAGUGACGGCAAGGACAAGACCUGCGGACCCAUCUCCCUGCCUGGGGAGAAAAACUGUUCCUACUUCAGGCAUUUUAACCCAGGCGAGACCUCCGAGAUCUUCGAAGUCACUACUCAGAAAGAGUACAGCAUCUCGGCCGCCGCCAUCGCCAUCUUCAGCCUCGGCUUUAUCAUCAUGGGGACCAUCUGCGCGCUUCUGUCCUUCAGGAAGAAGCGGGAUUACCUGCUGAGGCCGGCGUCCAUGUUCUAUGCGUUCGCAGGUCUGUGCCUCUUCGUGUCGGUGGAGGUCACGCGGCAGUCGGUGAAGCGCAUGAUCGACAGCGAGCACACCGUCUGGAUCGACUACUACUACUCCUGGUCCUUCGCCUGCGCCUGCGCCGCCUUCGUCCUCCUCUUCCUCGGUGGCCUCGCCCUCCUGCUCUUCUCCCUGCCUCGAAUGCCCCAGAACCCCUGGGAGUCCUGCAUGGACGCGGAGCCCGAGCACUAGCCCUCCGGGGCCCCCGGCCACCCUCAGGAAGCCGAGCCUGGCCCAGAACGUUCUAGAGAGGAGGCGGGAGCUUUACCUCUCCCCGGUGCCACCUACCCCACGACAGCCGCUGCUGCUUCCCUCUCUGAGCCCUUCUUUGGGCUGUGACAGGCUCCCCCUGGGAAU